Messenger RNA from Labrus mixtus (cuckoo wrasse), 4502 nucleotides. Its product is annotated as zinc finger protein 678-like. Gene Ontology annotation, biological process: regulation of transcription by RNA polymerase II. Gene Ontology annotation, molecular function: DNA-binding transcription factor activity, RNA polymerase II-specific; RNA polymerase II cis-regulatory region sequence-specific DNA binding. The transcript has 2 exons. The coding region runs from base 95 to 2815 and encodes 906 amino acids. Lineage: Eukaryota; Metazoa; Chordata; Actinopteri; Labriformes; Labridae. The record is from RefSeq and is a predicted model, not a curated record.
GUGUGUCUGUGCUAAUGUGCUACCUAUGUAAUGUUAGAAACGACGUCAGGGUUUAGUUCACCCUUUCUUCUGUCACUCUUGGAUUGUGUGUAAGAUGUCCGGGUUUCAGGAUCUCAAAGAUUUAUUCAGACGACGGCUGAGAGACCUGUCAGGACAAACAUCAACAUGUGGAUACGAAGAGGAGAUCCACCGCCAAAGAAAACUGCUGGAUGUGAUUUUAACACCUGAAAUCAAGCUGCAGAGAACAGAUGCCCAGCAGCUGUUGGUUACUAAAGAAGAGCUUCCCCUUGAGCAGCAGAAAUUUAGCCCCAGUCUGGACCAGGAGGACACUAAGCCCCCACAAAUUAAAGAGGAACAAGAGGAACUGUGGAGCAGUAGAGAGGGAGAGCAGCUUCAAGGACUGGAUGAGGCUGAUACCACCAUGUUGCCCUUCACUGCUGUCGAUGUGAAGAGUGAAGAUGAUGAAGAGAAACCUCAGUCCUCACAGCUUCACCAGAGACAAACUGAACAGAUGGAAACAGGAGCUGAUGGAGAGGACUGUGGAGGAGCUGAACCAGAUCCGAGGUAUUUGGAUCCAGACAGACAUUUACGCCCAGACACUGAGGUCAAGACUGAAGUCUCUUGUGAACCAGAAACGGAUGUCAGUAAUGAUUGGAAGGAGACAAGAGAACAUCAGUCAGGUUUAACAUUUGUGGAAAACACAACAAAUCAAAGACCGAAGACUGAUAAGAAAUCACAUAGCUGCUCUGUGUGUGGUAAAAUAUUCCACUAUAAACAGCAUCUGACAGAUCAUAUUAGAAUUCACACAGGAGAGAAACCCUUCAGAUGCUCUGUUUGCAGUGAAAGAUUUAACCGGAAGUUUAAUCUGACACGCCACACAAAAAUUCAUAGAGGGGAAAAAAAAUCUUGCUGCCCUGUGUGCGGUAAAAGUUUUAAGGUGAAAGGAUAUGUGAACCAACACAUGAGAAUUCACAGAGGAGAGAAACCUUACAGCUGCUCUGUUUGUGACGAAAGAUUCUUUUGGCGAAAUCAGUUAAUAAGACACAAGUGUGUUGAAGGCAAUGUUUCAGAGCCUCACCAAAACCAAACUGAGGAGAAAAGGGAUACCGAAACAGGAGCUGAUAGAGAGGACUUUGGAGGAGCAGAACCAGAUAGGAACUCACAUCCAGAGAGACCUUUACAACCAGAGACUCAGGUCAAGACUAAAGACUCUUCUGAACGAAAAACGGAUGUCAGUAAUGAAUGGAAAGAGACCAGAGAACAUCAGUCAGGUUUAACAUUUGUGGAAAACACAACAAAUAAGGGACCAAAGACUGAAAAGAAAUCCCAUAGCUGCUCUGUGUGUGGUAAAACAUUCCACUAUAAACAGCAUCUGACAGAUCACAUUAGAAUUCACACAGGAGAGAAACCCUUCAGAUGCUCUGUUUGCAGUAAAAGCUUUAACCGAAAGUUUAAUCUGACGCGUCACAUGACAAUUCACAGAGGUGGAAAAAAGUCUUGCUGCCCUGUGUGCGGUAAAAGUUUUAAGGAGAAUGGAUAUGUGAAACAGCACAUGAGAAUUCACAGAGGAGAGAAACCAUUCAGCUGCUCUGUUUGUAACCAAAGAUUCUUUUGGCGAAAUCAAUUAAAAAGACACAAGUGUGUUGAAGGCAAUGUUUCAGAGCCUCACCAAACUGAGGAGAAAAGAAAGACUAAAACAGGCGCUGAUGUAGGGGAAUGCGGAGGAGUUGAUUGGAAGGAGACCAGAGAACAUCAGUCAGGUUUGAAGACAGUAGGAAACACUCAAAAUAAGAGCCUGGAUAUUAAUAAAAAAUCCCAUAGCUGCUCUGAGUGUCACAAAACAUUCAAAAAAAGACACGAUUUGACCAGACACAUGAGAGUUCACACCGGAGAGAAACCAUUCAGCUGCUCUAAGUGUGAUAAAUCAUUUAAAACUAAACCAGAUCUUAGCAGACACGUGAGAAUUCACAAAGGGGAGGAACCCUUCAGCUGCUCCAUUUGUGGCAAAGGAUUUAACCAAGCAGUGCAUCUGACCUCACACAUGUUGGUUCACAGGGGAAAAAAACCCAUCAGCUAUGUUACCAGUAAGAAAUUUAACAAAAAGUAUAAUCUGACCGGUCACAUGACAAUUCAAGGAGGUAUUAAAAACUGUAGCUGUCCUGAUUGUGGUGGAAUUUGUAAUGAGAAAGAAUGUUUGUCAAAACACAUGAGUCUACACAGAGGGGAGAAACCGUACAGUUACUCUGUUCGUGACCAUAGAUCUUUUAGACUUGAUCAGUUAAAAAAACACAAGUCUGUUGGAGGUCAUGCUUCAGUGCCUCCUCAAAACCAAACUGAGGAGAAAAGAGAGAAAGAAACAGGAGCUGAUGGAGAGGACUGUGGAGGAGCAGAAUACGCCAGAUACUCAGAUCCAGAGAGACAUUUACAACCAGAGAUGGAGGUGAAGACUGAAGACGCUUCUGAAGCUGAGACUGAUAACAGUGAUGAUUGGAAGGACACCAGAGAACAUCAGUCAGGUUUGAAGACAGUAGGAAACAUUCAAAAUAAGAGACUGAAUGUUGAUAAAAAAUCCCAUAGCUGUUCUGGGUGUCAUAAAACAUUCAAAAAAAGAUACGAUCUAAACAGACACAUGAGAGUUCACACCGGAGAGAAACCAUUCAGCUGCUCCGUGUGUGGUAAAUCAUUUAAAACUAAACCAGAUGUUGGCAGACACAUGAGAAUUCACACUGGAGAGAAACCCUUCAGCUGCUCUGUUUGUGAUGAAAGAUUUAACCGGAAAUAUAUUCUGAUAAAACAUGAGUUGGUUCACACAUGAGAGACACCUUAGAGUGUGGUAAGUCAUUUCACCAAGUAGUGCAUCUCAGCUCUCACAUGUUAGUUCACACCGGAGAGAACCCAUCAGCUGCUCUGAACGUGGAAAAAGAUUUACCACCAAAUUUUAUCUACCACGUCACAGAGGGAGCAGACCCUUUAUGUGCUCUAUUUGUGACCGAAGAUUCUCUUUGUACAACCAGUUUAAAAACACACAAGUGUGUUGGAGGUCAGGCUUCAGAGCUUCAUCAAAACCAAACUGAGGAGAAACGAGAGGCAGAAACAGGAAUUGAUGGAGAGGACUGUUGAGGAGCAGAAUCAGCCAGGAACUCAGAUCCAGAGAGACCUUUACGACAAAAAACUAAGACUCUUUGAAAGCAGAUAGUAAGGACAUUGUUGGUUGAUCGGAGGCCAGAGAAUAUCAGUUUAAACUCUGUGGAAAGCACAUCAAAUAAGGGACCAAAGACAAAACACGUUAGAAUUCACGCAGGAGAGAGACCCUUCAGAUGCUCUGUUUGCAUUAAGAGAUUUAACAAGAAGUCUUAUCUGACACAUCACAUGACACAGAGAGAUUGUGGUAGACGUUUGUAGCGUGUAUGAUUCAGAAAUUAGAAAAUUUCUGUGAUUGAACGAAUGGAUAAGCAUCAGUUGAAGACCAAAUCCCCAAAACCCUUUUUAAAAGAUAGUUGCCCAAAUUGAACCUUUGAACCUUUUAAAGAGCUUUCCUUCUCUUCCCCCAUGCCAGGAUUGACUUCAGUCUUAAGUGUGACACAAUGACACAUCCAGCCCAGAACAUUUUGGUUCUACAGCAUGCUAGCGUGAGAUCCUUUGAGUUGAUAGGACACUAACUUCCCCUGUUGGACUGACCACAGGGAAGUAAAGCCAAGUUAUUUAAGACCCUGUAGAGACUGGUUCCAUCUCAUAACAGUUUGAAAGACAUAUAAAUUACACUCACCCAACUCAGACACCGGAGAUAUCAGCACCUCCAACAACAAAAAACCCUGGCAUCAUUCACAUUCCUUUAAAGACAGGGUAGGUACAUUUUGAAAACUAGCAUGAUUUAAAAAGUAGCAUUCCCUCAGUGCUCAGUCUACAACCACCCCCUCCCCUCUGUACUCCCUUAAAAGCCACGCCCCUCACUUACAUGUAAGAGCUCAGUUACUCCAGAAGUGGACGUCAGCUCAUCACUUGCAUUGUGUCGAAACUACAUCGUCUCAUGUCUCAUUCAGCUGUAAGUAAACAAUAAACUUUAUCAUAACUCACAGUAUAAACUCUGUCAUCGUUGACGCGCUUUGAGUGUGGGCUAGUGCACGUAAGGGGUAAAGAACGAGCAGGGAGACGUGAUUGGCUCAUCAAAUUGGUACCUCUGUCUGCCACGAGGUAUCAAUUUAAAUCCUGCCACAGAUGAUGGAUUUUCUUCGUUCCUUUUUCAGAGCACAUGAGUUGUUAAUUUCUGAUAGGACUUAAAGACAAUUUCAAUCAAAAUCUUAAAAAGUGUUUCUGGAGAAAUGACCAACCAUGCCUUUAAGCCAGAUAGAGUUUUAAAGGAAGUCCAAAAGACACUUCAAGAUGUGCUGGUUCAAAUCAGCAUUUCCUGCAAAGAGACUGUAAAUGGUUAUUAAUAAUUAAUUCAACUUAAUUUGAAUUCUCCCGUUGAGAUGUGAUGCUGGGUAGAAACCACUCAGAGAUAC